AUGGAGCAGGAGAUGUUCGCCUUCUUCGCCAACGGCAUCCGGGCCUUGAUCGUCGACGACGACGCGAGGUUCCUCAAAUCGGCUUCCAUGCUGCUGCCUCUCCUGAACUUCAAAGUUGCUACAUGCGGCAGCCCAAGCUCUGCCCUCAAGUUCCUCACCGGCGACAAAAUCAAAGACGUCGACGUCGUCCUCGUGGACGCAAAGAAGGUGGCUACAUGCGGCUUCGACUUCCGGGCCAUUGUCGAGCCCGAUCUGCGCGUCCCAGUCAUCUACUUCCUCUCGCCGAAUCACGAGGCCGCCGGCGACGAGGCGGACGAGCUGCUCCGGACGCUGCGGGCUGCGACCUACAUCCUCAAGAAGCCGCUCGACGCCGACGACGUGUGCGGCCUGUGGAGGGUCGUGGCGUGGCGCAAGUGCUACCUGCACUUCAAGGCGAGCAUGGGCGGCGGCAGCAGCAGCGCGGUCAACGGAGGGCAGGGCGGCGGCGGCGGCGGCCUGCUGCCACUCUUGGCCAGCUAUCAUGCUGAUGAAGGGGAGGAGGAGCGCGUGCACUUUAAGACGGUACGGGGCGUGAAAGACCGGAAGAGGAAGGGCAGGAGCAACCGCGUCAGCUCAUCCGGCAGCAGCAUCGCAGGAGGCCACCCUACCAAGAUACAGGAGCAGAUGGACGUGACAGGGAUGGAGACGGACCUGCAGGCUAGCCACCAACAGCCAGCUGCGCGGAAGAAAAACCGCUCGAAGAAAGCCAAGGAGAACGGUGGCAAUGGGAGCAUGUCCCUGCAGCAACCUCAAGCCAUGGAUGGUCAGCCCCAGCCGCAGGGGUCUCUGUUCGUGCAGUCCGUCCUCCAGACGCUCGACGUGCCGCCCUACAACCCCAAGAUCUUCGCCGACGGCGGCGGAUUGACCAGCAACACUGCCGUCUCAGCACCAGCACCGCCUCCGGUGUACCCAGCGCCGGCACCGCAUCAGGUGUACCAGCAGCAGCAAACAGCCGACAAGGUCUUCGGCAAUAUCGCACCGCCGGCGGAAGCAACAACCAUGGCCACCGCCGUUACAGGCGAGCAGCAGUUGUCUGGCGGCAACCAGCAGCAGCAGCAGGUCGUUGACAGUCCACCGCUGAUGUUCGGGCCAUUCCCGUACCAGGGUCCGCCGCCGCCCGUCGUGCAGCAGGGCAUGUUCACGCCGUGGCCGCGAGGCAGCGGGAUGCCGCGGAGCGAGAUCUGGAACUUCAAGAAUCCGCUUCAGCAUCCACCCGCUGGUGAUCUUGUCACGGGCAUGGCUAGUGGUGCGACCAUUGCAGCAGCAGCUGCUGCUGCAGACGCUGGAGAGUUCGACAACGCUGCCAGUUCACUCAUCCAGUCUCUGAACCUUGGUGCAGCACAAGACGAUGGCGGCGAGCUCGCAGCAACGAUGGCCAUGUACACGGCGGUCCCAGACGUUGGUUUUGCAGGAAACGAGGAGGCUGCAGCAAUGGCAGAACUGUACAACAAAAACAACUACAACAACUACAGCUACAACAACAACAGCGCUGGGUCACUCGUGGCGCCUCAGGUUAUUGGCAUGGAUGAUCCAACAAUGGCAGGAGCAUUCGGCGGUUACUCCUCCGCAUCGUUCGUGGCGCCUCAGGGUCUCGGCGCGGCGCCAAACGGGAACCAGCUUGCAGUGGGAGAUGACCUUGCGGCCAUGUUUACUUUCGAUCAGAAUGAGGAGGGCAUCAUGUUCCCUCUGGACGCUCUUCUUAGCCUGGACGUCCCCAUGUACGACGCCGGUCUUGACAGCCAGCUGCAGGGUGGCGCAACUGCCGCCGCCGUCGCCCCCGCCGAUGCUGCAGGGACCUCGCUUAACGGCGGGGUGCAAGGUGAUAUGGGCAACUGGGACAUGGGGGCUGCUGAUGGCCUUGGGGUCAUGGAUGACAACUUCCUGAACAUCUCUGGGGAUUUCCUGUUCCCGCAUGACAUGAACAACGGCCGCGAGUAG
Messenger RNA from Phragmites australis (common reed), 1977 nucleotides. Its product is annotated as two-component response regulator ORR33-like. The transcript has 5 exons. The record is from RefSeq and is a predicted model, not a curated record. Lineage: Eukaryota; Viridiplantae; Streptophyta; Magnoliopsida; Poales; Poaceae. The coding region runs from base 1 to 1977 and encodes 658 amino acids. Gene Ontology annotation, biological process: phosphorelay signal transduction system; cytokinin-activated signaling pathway.